This is a messenger RNA of Corythoichthys intestinalis (scribbled pipefish), 1657 nucleotides long. RefSeq names its product platelet-derived growth factor receptor-like (gene pdgfrl). The transcript is spliced from 6 exons. Bases 504 to 1616 code for a protein of 370 amino acids. NCBI's taxonomy places the organism in Eukaryota, Metazoa, Chordata, Actinopteri, Syngnathiformes, Syngnathidae. The record is from RefSeq and is a predicted model, not a curated record.
CUUCAGACCUCCACAUCUAAGAAAUUUAUCCCACCCAGUAUGCCAUGGCACACCUACACAAGUGUAAAAAAAAAAAAAAAAGAAUUCAGGUUUGAACGUUUUUCUUUGACGGAUAAGGUUUCAAUCUUGACACACUGCGCUUCAUAACCUAGGUGAGAAAGAUGGGAUAUUGCCUGCCUCCUUCCUCUAUGUACAAAACGGACCAUUAUUCAAGGCAAGCUGAGGAAAAGUGAGCAUUGUUGGCCAGCAGAGAGCGUCAAAGAUGUGUUUUUCCUAGAAGGUCCCAGCGAUCAGAGGGAGCAAACAGAAGUUCCCUUAGUUUUCCUCCCAUUUUUCCUUCCCUCUCAUUCUUGAGGAGAGAUGGAGCUGGAGAGCUGAAGAAUGCAGCUGGAGCUUGCAGAGUUCCGGCAAACAUCCGAAUUUGACCUCCUUUACAACUCCGAAGUCCCUUUAAACACCUCCUCUUGGGAAGACAAUUGCCCUGCAGAUCCUUGGGAACCAGCAUGCAGCACAGCAUGAAGCUCUGUGUUGUACUUUGUCUGGCAUUGUUUUGGGUGGAGCUCCAACAUGGCUCUUGUCAGCAAGCUAAGAGAAGAAAGGAUGCAGGUGAGAACCGCAUGAGAGUAGGAGGGAAACGGGGGAAAAUUCGUCACCCUAAACUGAAGGAAGGGGGCGGGAGAAGCCACAGUUUGCUCACACAGGUGUUGGAAAAGGGCCGUUUCUUGCGUCUGGGUCAGAGCACGAUUCUGACUCCCAGGGAUAAUAUAGAGCUCCGUUGCAAAGGGAGCAACAUCGGAUGGUCUUAUCCCUCUUACCUGGACACCUUCAAUGACUCUCGUCUCAGCAUCAUACAGAGCGACAAGUACAGCCAGCUCAUCCUGACGUCACCCUCAGCUGCCGACACUGGACAGUACAGCUGCUGGGUGGUGGUGUGUGAUGGCCGCGAUUGCCAAAAGGACCACGAACAUGUGUAUUCCUCCCAAAUCUAUUUUUCAGACAAGGACAACCUGUUUGUCCCGUCAGACAUACACUUCCAGAUUGUGUACCUGCGUCCAGACAAGGCGGCUGUGGUGCCGUGUCGCGUGACCACACCACAGGCCAAAGUGUCGCUCCAUAGGGAAGUUCCACCUGAGGAGAUACUUUCCAAUGGCACCUUGGUGAACUAUGACCCAGCCAAAGGUUUUGUCCUGCAAAAGCCCGGCGUCGAGUAUCAGGGGGUGUUCUACUGCAGGGCUGUGACCAACGGAACACCACAAGUCUCCACUAAAUACCAGCUGCUCUAUGUGGAGGUGCCAAAUAGUCCACCAUUUGUCAGUCUGAAAUCUUCAUCUGAUCUGGUCAGUGGAGGUGACAACGUCAACGUCACCUGCAGUGUGAUAGGGGAGCCAGACGUCGACGUGAGUUUUACCUGGUCUUAUCCUGGAGAGGGCCGGCGUCCUGUUCAUGUCCAGACAUCAUGGAGGUUGGUGAAUCGAGGGCGAGGUCAAACGAUACGCAUAACACAAAGCGUACUCACUGUGGAGGACAUGGAAACCAUUGAUUUCGGAAAGUACAUCUGCAAAGCCAAAAAUCAGCAUGGCGAAACGCUUGUGAUGACCAGCAUCACGUCAAAAUAGUCUCUGUAUUGCUUUCCUUGGUUGAUUAAAAACUUGCACAA